Molecule: messenger RNA, 1164 nt
Organism: Rhea pennata
Lineage: Eukaryota; Metazoa; Chordata; Aves; Rheiformes; Rheidae
Gene: GRPR
Product: gastrin releasing peptide receptor
Exons: 3
Coding region: 1-1164 (387 amino acids)
Biological process (GO): G protein-coupled receptor signaling pathway
Cellular component (GO): plasma membrane
Molecular function (GO): neuropeptide receptor activity
Source: RefSeq, a predicted model, not a curated record
AUGGCAUCUGGAGAGUGCCUCCUGCUAGACCUGGAAAUGGAUAACUUCGUUCUCUACAACAUCUCUGUCAACCAGAGUGCAAACCUCUCCAUCCUGAGUGAUGACUGGUUCUACCCAGCUUUCCUGUAUGCCAUCCCCACCAUUUAUGGGAUCAUCAUUUUGAUAGGCCUUGUUGGCAAUAUCACUUUGAUUAAGAUCUUCUGUACUGUGAAAUCCAUGAGAAAUGUCCCUAAUUUGUUCAUCUCCAGUUUGGCUUUAGGAGACCUGCUGCUUUUAGUGACUUGUGUGCCUGUGGAUGCCAGCAGGUACCUUGCUGAUGAAUGGCUGUUCGGCAGAAUUGGAUGUAAACUUAUCCCCUUCAUACAACUCACUUCCGUAGGGGUGUCAGUCUUUACUCUCACUGCUCUCUCAGCUGACAGGUAUAAAGCUAUAGUAAGACCAAUGGAGAUCCAAGCAUCCCAUGCACUGAUGAAGAUUUGUGUGAGAGCUGCUAUAAUCUGGAUUGUUUCCAUGUUGCUUGCCAUUCCUGAAGCUGUGUUUUCUGAUUUGCAUCCCUUCCAUGACAAAGGCACUAAUAAAACCUUCGUCAGCUGUGCUCCUUACCCACAUUCAGAUGGGCUACAUCCCAAAAUUCAUUCAAUGGCAUCAUUUCUGAUCUUUUAUGUCAUUCCCCUGUCUGUCAUUUCUGUAUAUUAUUAUUUCAUUGCUAAGAAUUUGAUCCGGAGCGCUUACAACAUCCCCGUGGAAGGAAAUAUGCAUGUGAGGAAACAGAUUGAAUCUCGUAAGCGCCUGGCCAGGACAGUACUGGUCUUUGUAUGCCUCUUUGCCUUCUGUUGGCUUCCCACUCACAUCAUCUAUUUGUACCGGUCCUACCACUACUCAGAGGUGGACACCUCAGUGCUGCAUUUCAUUGCCAGCCUCUGCGCUCGGAUCCUGGCCUUCACUAACUCUUGCGUCAACCCAUUUGCUCUCUACUUGCUCAGCAAGAGCUUUAGAAAACAGUUCAACAACCAGCUGUUCUGCUGCAGAGCUCGCCUCCUCAUCCGCUCUCAGAGCAUGGCCAGGAGCACCACACGAAUGACCUCCCUCAAGAGCACCAACCACUCCCUGGCUACCUUCAGCCUUAUCAAUGGCAACCACGCCUGUCAUGAAGGCUAUAUCUAA